Macroventuria anomochaeta is the source of this 828-nucleotide messenger RNA. RefSeq lists its product as uncharacterized. NCBI's taxonomy places the organism in Eukaryota, Fungi, Ascomycota, Dothideomycetes, Pleosporales, Didymellaceae. The transcript is spliced from 2 exons. Bases 1 to 828 code for a protein of 275 amino acids. The record is from RefSeq and is a predicted model, not a curated record.
AUGAGCAGGCUGCUGAUUUGGACAUGGCUGCAACGCUUGGGAAGAUGCUCUCGGUGUGGAGUUGAAGAAGAGUCUCGAAUAACUGGCACUUCUUCAGUCCAAGCAAGACCGACAACGCUAGGAGCGCUGCGUACUUCGAAUUGCAGUGUCCAGAUUGUUCCGAGGGCGAAAGAAGUGGCGAGUUGGAAGGACGAAGAGGGCGAGGACCUCGACCAUGUUGUUGAGCAUGUUCGUUUCGAUGAUCUGGACUUGAAUGGGUACAGCGGCUGUGUUGAGCGCUUCCGGUGGCACAGAAACCUCGGCGCACGCUCUCUUGUCUUGAUGACUCCCAACAAGCAAGGCUUUGCAAUAUCAGAUCUGUUGAUGAGAACACUUCGUGCGGUGUGCGGGGUGCUCUUCUCCUCACCUUCACUGCGUGCCGAUGACCGGCGCCAAGAUGCACGAACGCACAAACGCACCAGCAAGACUCUCGAGCUUGCGCUUCUGCCACUCGCAGCACACUGCACCUGCAGCAGCUUUCGUAGUCGUCCUUUGUCACACGACUUCUCAAGUGCGAACUUGUCAGUGAACGAAGAGUACCUCUCACGCACUCGAAGAGCAGAACUCAGCAUCAUCAAGCAGCUCCUGAAGACGAGACCUGGGCUGGAUGUUCAAGCUCGACAACGCGACAAUCAGAUCGCUACACUGAGGACUGGCAGUCCAGACAAAGGAUCGAAGAGGAGCGGAUGUGAAGACAGAGCAGUGAAAAGAGAGAUGGUCGUCGCAAAGAAGGCGCUGAAGGCGGCUGAAGCUCGAGCCGAGAGAAUGUGUGGGCACUACAACUGUUGA